Petromyzon marinus (sea lamprey) is the source of this 7122-nucleotide messenger RNA. Its product is annotated as transducin-like enhancer protein 4. Gene Ontology annotation, molecular function: protein binding; transcription corepressor activity. Gene Ontology annotation, cellular component: transcription regulator complex; nucleus. NCBI's taxonomy places the organism in Eukaryota, Metazoa, Chordata, Hyperoartia, Petromyzontiformes, Petromyzontidae. Gene Ontology annotation, biological process: regulation of DNA-templated transcription; negative regulation of canonical Wnt signaling pathway. The record is from RefSeq and is a predicted model, not a curated record.
CGCCGACCCGUGAGAGGCUCGGCGGGCUGCAGGCGCCGCCUCGACGCGUCCGCGCUCGCGACGCCAUUCGCGGGAGAGCGCUGGCGACGACAGAGCCCCACGUGGGGGACGCGACCGAUCCAUUGGCCGCGGGAGCGCAAAGACGCUCGAUAAGCCCAAGCCAAAUUUGGAAAGCCGCGCUCUCCCCGCAGAGGCGAGUCCGGACGAGAGAGCGCGCGAGAGAGAGAGAGGAGGAGUGUUGACGUUUGUCUAGUGCCCUGAUAUAGACUGCUUUAGCUCGCCGUCGUGAGCGGCUGCUUUGGCGUUAUUGUUUGUCGUCGUCGUCGUCGUGUUGCGCGGCUCCUUGUUUUCUGCUGUGUUGUGUGUGUGCGCGUUUCUAUUUUAAUUAUUUUAUUGUAAGCAGCAUCGGAGCUUAAUUAUUUCAUUCCUCUUCCAUCCUCCAAUCCCUUCACCCUUUUACUAACCUCGACUCAUCCUCUACCCCCCCCCAUCACUAACCACCCUUUUCUUCUGCGUAAUACUGUAAUCGGAAGUCGAUACGUUCUAUAGUGGCUGGUAGCAGCAGCAGUAGUAGCGGUAGCACACGCAUGUGAGUGCGUGUUACCGGGGGGGGGCGCGGGGGGGGGCAUGGUGUGAAGAGACAUUUCGUGUUGUCGAUCGUGCUGGGUUCACUGCGCCGCGUAACGUGACGGACGGGGAGCCACGACGACAACGACGACGACGAGGAGGAGGAGCAGGAGGAGGUGGGAAGAAAGAGCAAGAGCGAGGUGCGCGGAGAGAGAAGAGCCUAGGGUGGGGUGCGGUGGUCACUCAUCAUCCCUCCUCUUCAUCCAGCGCAAACCUCGACGAGCCGCAAACCCACCGGCGCGGGUCCCGGCCGCCACGCCGAGACUUCAUGCUGCUGCCCCGGACAAUGCUGGCGGCCUGAGAGCGGAGGGAAAGCGGAGAGCGAGCGGCCUUGCGGACGGACGUUGUGCGAACGAACAAAACAAAACAAAAUUCGCUCUCCUCCUGUAGACGAAGAAGUAAGAGGCCACGGCGAGCGAGGAAGUCGGAGGGGAGAGACGACGGGCAAGGGAGGGAGGGGGGCGGGCUGAGCCGCGGGAUUUGAGGCGAGCGCGCCGAUCGCCUCUCGUUGACAGCGCAGAGCCGCUCCACCACUCCGUUGCGCUUUUCUUCCGUCCAUUCGCCUUUGUGAGACGACACGGCGGGGGUGGGUGGGUGGGUGGUGGUGGUGGUGGUUUUACCCGCACGCCGAGUGGAAUACGACCAGCGACUUGUCGUGGGCAGCAGCAACCUCUUCGGCCUCGUCGUCCGAACGCGGGGAGAGAUACAGAGAGAGAGGGGAGGGAGGAGGAGGAAGGGGGUCUCGUGGAAGAGGUGGACAGCAGGAGGCUGAGAAAAAAAACGACACGAGCCAUAACUUUGACCACGGCCAGAUCCAAAGAUGUACCCCCAAGGCAGACACCCGGCUCCUCACCAGCCCGGACAACCCUUUAAGUUCACGGUGACCGAAUCGUGCGAUCGGAUCAAGGAGGAGUUCCAGUUUCUACAGGCGCAGUAUCACAGCCUGAAACUGGAAUGCGAGAAGCUGGCGAGCGAGAAGACGGAGAUGCAACGCCACUAUGUCAUGUACUACGAGAUGUCCUAUGGCCUCAACAUCGAGAUGCACAAACAGACUGAGAUCGCAAAGAGACUCAACGCCAUCAUUGCGCAAGUCAUCCCGUUCCUGUCGCAGGAACACCAGCAGCAGGUAGCUCAGGCCGUGGAACGGGCCAAGCAGGUGACGAUGGCGGAGCUGAACGCUAUCAUCGGGGUACGUGGGCUGCAGACCCUGCCAUUUGCCCACCAGCUGCAGGCGCAGCACCUGUCCCACGCGCACGCUCCUCCGGUGCCGCUUCCCCCGCACGCCGCCGGCCUGCCCGGCGCCGGGCUGCCCCCGAUGCCGGGCAGUAGUGCGGCUAACGCGGCAGGGCUGCUGGCUCUGUCCAGCGCGCUCGGGAGCCAGGCGGCCGCCGCCGCCGCCGCCGCCCACCUGCAAGCACUCAAGGACGACAAGAACCACGAGGUCGACCACAGAGAGAGAGAACGCAGCUCGACGAACUCCAUCUCGCCGUCAGACAGCCUGCGCGCCACAGAGAAACACCGCAGCUCCUCUGAGUACCUGAGCGACUCCAAGAAGAGGAAGGCUGACGACAAGGACUCUCUCAGCCGAUACGACAGCGAUGGUGACAAGAGCGAUGACAACCUGGUGGUGGACGUUUCCAACGAGGACCCAUCGUCCCCGAGGGGCAGCCCGUCGCACUCGCCUCGCGAGAACGGCCUCGACAAGCAGAGGCUGCCCAAGCGCGACGUGGCCCCUAACAGCCCGGCGUCCGUGGGCUCCUCUCGCAGCACUCCCUCCUCCUCCAAGACCAAAGACAUGGGCCACAACGAUAAAUCAAACACGCCCAUGUCCAAGUCGAACACGCCGACGCCGCGCAGUGACGCGCCUACGCCCGGCACCAGCGGAACGCCCGGCCUGCGCCCCGUCCUGGGCAAACCCCCGGGCAUGGACUCCCUCGGCCCUGCCCUGAGGUCCCCGUUCGCCGGUCCCUACCCGGGCCCCUUUGGCAUGAUCCCGCACGCGGGCAUGAAUGGCAGCGAGCUGGGAAGCCCCGCGGGGGCCUACGCCAGCCUGCACUUGGCAUCGCCGCAGAUGAGCGCCGUGGCAGCUGCUGCCGCCGCCGCUUACGGACGUAACCCCAUGGUCGGCUUCGAUCCCCACUCCCACAUGCGGGGUCCCGGGAUCCCCUCGGGCCUGGCCUCUAUCCCCGGCGGAAAACCGGCGUACUCGUUCCACGUGAGCGCUGACGGGCAGAUGCAGCCCGUGCCGUUCCCGCCCGACGCGCUCAUCGGCCCGGGGAUCCCGCGUCACGCGCGGCAGAUCAGCACGCUGGGCCACGGCGAGGUGGUGUGCGCCGUCACCAUCAGCAACCCAACGCGCCACGUCUACACGGGGGGCAAGGGCUGCGUCAAGGUGUGGGACAUCCGUGACCCGGCCGGCAAGAGCCCCGUCUCGCAGCUUGACUGCCUGAACCGGGACAACUACAUCCGCUCGUGCAAGCUGCUGCCGGAUGGGCGCACGCUGAUCGUGGGCGGCGAGGCGAGCACACUGUCCAUCUGGGAUUUGGCGGCGCCGACCCCACGCAUCAAGGCGGAGCUGACGUCGUCGGCGCCCGCGUGCUACGCGCUCGCCAUCAGUCCUGACUCCAAGGUGUGCUUCUCCUGCUGCAGCGACGGCAACAUCGCCGUGUGGGACCUGCACAACCAGACGCUCGUCAGGCAGUUCCAGGGCCACACGGACGGUGCCAGCUGCAUCGACAUCUCGCACGACGGCAUGAAGCUGUGGACAGGCGGCCUAGACAACACGGUGCGUUCCUGGGACCUGCGCGAGGGACGGCAGCUGCAGCAGCACGACUUCACCUCGCAGAUCUUCUCGCUGGGCUAUUGCCCGACGGGCGAGUGGCUCGCCGUGGGCAUGGAGAGCAGCAACGUGGAGGUGCUGCACUGCAUGAAACCGGACAAGUAUCAGCUGCACCUGCAUGAGAGCUGCGUGCUCUCACUCAAGUUCGCCCACUGCGGCAAGUGGUUCGUGAGCACGGGCAAGGACAACCUACUCAAUGCCUGGAGGACACCGUACGGGGCCAGCAUCUUUCAGUCGAAAGAAUCGUCGUCAGUGCUGAGCUGUGACAUAUCGGGCGAUGACAAGUACAUCGUCACUGGCUCCGGGGACAAGAAGGCCACUGUCUACGAGGUGAUCUACUGAAGCGGGCCUGCCAUUCUUCUCCAGCUGGACUUGAGCUGUGGGGCCUGGGGUGGUUGCGAGGCGAUGAACUUUGACCUUUCAUGGACUGCGUGGGUCAUGACGGCCUCCGAGCGCCGGGCUCGUUGCGGCGUUGCGGACUCGUUCACGAGAGCAGAGACCCGAGCUCGAUCUCGCUUGGGACGCGUGGCCGCGCACGCGCUGUGCCGGAGAGCUGUAAAUAGCAACGCCAAUGAGUUUCAGACGUCUGUGUCCCCUGAAAAUUUGUUUCUUUCAAAAAACACGUAGAGCCUAGCAAUCCUGCCUUGAGCAGCUGAGCUGAAACGUAAUGAAAAUCAUCAAAAUGAAAAAAAAGAUUUAAUUUGAUAAGAAUGAAUUUACAAAAAAAAACACAUGCACGGAAUUAAAUAUUGGCAAGCAAUGGAAAUCAAAAUCCUGCUGGGACGGGCAUUUUUUUCCACGUUGACCCUGGGAAGCGAGAAUGUGGCUGAUCUCCCACAGUUCACUGCGAACUUCUCCGACAACGAUGAAGUUGAUGAUGAUGACGCCAGCGACGACGAUGAUGACUGCACAUCUACUGUAUACGGCACUGCCGACGCUGAGAGAACACAGCUCAGCCGAUUCAGCUGAGCACUUGUUUCUAAGCUGCAUAAAGAAAAAAGAAUUUCAGCAAGAGAUAUCAAGAGGAAUGGCCAACAAAUCGUACAUUAUAAUCGGCAGCGGCAGCAGCAGAAGGAGGAGGAGGGGGCGACGGCAGAUGGACCUGGGACCGAAGGUGUUAGCUGUGUGGCGCAAGGGGUGCGACUCCACGGGAUUUCAUUUGCGUUCGAGAGGCGGUCGCUGAUGCCUAAACUCAGGGAGCUUUGCGGUUAAUCAGAUCACUUUUCAUGUCGUCUGUGCAUGACGGUGGUGGGCAGGGGGGGGGGUUACCGGUUGUGCACCGCAAAUCUGUCUUUUCCCCAAGACACGGGAGUCUUUGUUUGGCUGAAUUUCGCUUGACGCCUUUUGGCAACAAACCAAGAAUUCUGCUCUCACUCGCGUUCACUGCCAGGGGUUUCUUGUCAUAAUUUAUAGGAGACGGCAUAAAAUAAUUUUACGUAAAAGAGAAUUUCAUUUUUUUUGUACUGAACAAAAUGAGUGGACCUAAAUACGAUGAUAUUAAUAACAUACCAUAGCAUUUUGAUCAAAAGUAACUCUCGCAAACUAACAUUUUGCUUCAUUACACAAAGCUGUAAAAUAACUUGUAGACGUGCAAAAUAACUGUUCUCAGCUUAGCAUUGUAGACUUCUGGUCUUGUAAUAGCGGUCACUAUAACAUUAAUUGUAAAAAAAAGACAAGAAAAAAUAGAGAUGAAAACUUACUAAAGCUGACACUUUUUUUCUCUCUGGUUUUUUUGUUUAAACAUCUAAGGCUACGAUGUUGACGUUAGAAGGGUGUGGCGCGCAGAUAACGCACGGGAGCCACGUUCGCCCGGCGUCUUGCGAGCGCGUGGGGGAGUGAGCGAGGCUCCUUGAGGUCACCAGGCUGUGGUCACAAGGCUGAGGUCACCAGGCUGAGGUCACCAGGCCGAGGCCACGGGGCCGAGGCCACGGAGCUGUCACGAUACCGUCUACUGCCACGAUACCGUCAGACCCUGAUCCUGUUGCGUUUGUGUGCAGCCAUCGGCCCCGCGGGUGACGGCGGGCGGAGCUGCAAUAUUUCUGAGCGAUAACUGCCCUCAAGGAGGAGGCUCUGCUGAAUGAGAUUACGGAUUAAGAUUAUCGGCCGCUUGGACGAGAGGCGGCCUUGUGUGCCAGUGGGGUCAGGUGGUGUGCGAUGGAAUGCAAUGAGAGAUUUGAGUGAUGUUAGAGCAGCCAUGUACUUGGGCCAUGAACAUUUUUGCUGCAGAAAGGGAUUAGUUUAUAUAUAUUUAAUUUUAUCCUAAUUUUCUCUUCUUCCCCAAAAAACACAUUCUCCGCAAUGAUCGGUUUGAAAUUUUGGUUUUCUUUCAAUGGCUUGAGACGCAUGGUUUGAGAGACUUAAAACACAGCAGCUUUUAUUUGGCCAGUGGUUCUCAGUGAUAUGGGACCGCAUUUUGAUAAUUUUAACAUUUGUGAGAUUUCUGCUGGCAGAUGGGGGGCAUACGUUUCUUUUCUGCGGCUGUACCUCGCCGGAUAUACGGACGUUAUCAAAAAGUGUCUGCUAGGGAGGGUGAUAAAAUGUCACAACACCAGGGCAUUAUUAGUGCCUGCACCAGAUAUAUCCAGAUAUAUCCAUAUUAUAUUGAGAAAUAUCUUAGCUCCCAUGGUGAAUUAUUUCUACCACAUUUGUGGUUGUUAAAUAAAUAAAUACAUUCAUGCUCACACAAUUAGGCCCACUGCUCACAUCUAUAUACAAGGCUUAACAAGGACUUGUUUUCAUCUGUUAGGACAACUAUAAAGAUUCCCGUAUAGCCAUAGACUGAUGGGUAAGUGCUGUUACCGAACUCCUAUUAAGGCUUGGCACAGCACAUGGCGGUGUAAUGUGGCCAGCACAAUGCCCAUCCGCCUUUGCCUCCCCUUUGCCAUGUUUGCACACACCAUGUCCUCAUUCAUGGUUGAUUCAACCUAUGGGAGGCCCAGGAACGGUUCAGAUGCGACUCGCCACUGAAAUGAUCCAUGGCUGGGAAUUGAAUCAAGGUCAUCGGGUUCAUGGUGUAGUGCGUGAACCACUGCAUCACCGCUCCAAGCGCAGACAUUUAUUUCUCACUUGCACACACACACACAGGAUAAUAAGGUUUUUGCUUUAAAGCAAGAUGAAAAUACAGUUCCUGCACCAUCGGAGACCAUGAUCUGUCAGGAAUGUUAAGUUAAAAAGACGUCACGUACAUCAAGAAAAGUAUCGUUCUGUUUUUUUGUCUCCAGAUUUUUUUGGGGUCCCCUCCGCUGUUUUGUGUGCUCGCCGUCACUUUGUAAAAUAUAAACGUCGGUCGCCGAAUAGUGAAACUCACGACCUGGAUGAGAAAUAGUUUGUGUGUGCACGUGCGUGGGUGGGUGCGUGCAUUCACUAUAGGAUCCUCUGUAGUGUACAUGAUGGACGCGAUGUGAAAGCCAUGCAAGCAUGCCCUAAUGCCGAAAUAAAUUAGUUUCAAAACAAUAUUGUUAUAAUUAAAAAAAGACAACACAAUAACAACUACGAUCAAUACCGCAAGCUUUCAGAGAGGAUGUAUUUGUUCAGGUCUGAAUAUUUUACAGGGCAUUCUGUUUUGUACAAUAUGUUUUAUCACUAAUAUGGGAAGUUGGAACCCUGUUAAUAAAAAAAAAUAACAACAAUAAAUCAACACCUGUUAUAAUGGUAAA